AUGAAAGGCAUUGAGGAGAGCGUGGCGGAGUUGCAGCGCUUACAGGGGGAGUUUGCGUCAUGCUUGCAGGCCUUGAACGGCACCUAUGAGGGCAUGCAGGCUGCUCUCCGAAGCAUGCCCCAGGAGCAGCUAGCACAGGAUCAAUUGAAGGUGCAGCGGCAUCCGCAAGCGCAGGUCUCGCCGAAGCGGGAGCAUGCCAAGGAGAAGUUCGAGCUCCUCGAUGGGGUGCCCACCAUGACAAAGGCUCCGAAGAGCCAGAACACGGCGCUCUCGAAGAAGAACUCUCAAGGGAACCUCGCCCUCGCGGCGCAGAAGAGCGGCCUGCGGCUGCUGGACGACUGGAGCGAGAGCUUCGUCGUAUCUGAGGAGGAUGCUAUUGCCAUGUACAACCACCUGUACAGCAGCAAGGAGAGCAAGAGGUUCAGCAGCGUACGCUACAACGGGCUGGAACUCUCGGACAGCUGUACAGCGUGGGUAAACAGCCUGCACUACUUCUGGCAGAUCUGUACAUUGGUCUUGGUCGCCCUCGACACAGUGCUGAUUCCGCUGACGCUGGCUUGGCCUCACAUUUCAGAGGGGACCAGCCCUGCUGGCCUCUACUUCCAGGUGGGCCCCUACCUGUGGAGUUUUGACAUUUGCAUGGCCUUCGUCCCGAGCAUCAUGCAGAAAUCCCUGUGGAGCGCUGUCACCUACCUCUGCACGAGAUUUCCUCUGGAUGCCGGGCUGGUGACCUUGGACAUGGUCCUCCUGCUGGAGCUCAUCGAGAAGAGGUUCCGCGUCUUCUCUUUGGUGCGCCUGAUGCGGAUCGUGAAGUUCCGCGGAGUGAUGGUCUCCUUGGAGAAUCGCCUUGCCGCAAAGGGGAACAUGAAGUUCGUCUUGUACCUGACGAUCCUCCAAUGCAUCGCGCAAGUGCUCGCUGUCAACCACGUCCUUGCGUGCCUCCUCUUCUACGUGGGGGUCUUCGGCCAGGAGCAGGAGCUCACAAACUGGAUCGAUACCUAUGAAGUUGGCCGUUACGAAUUCAGCCUCCAGUAUAUGCAGUGCUUCAACUGGGCCAUUGCGCAGUACACUCCAGCUCCUUUCCCAUACCAGCCUCAGAACGAGUUUGAGCAAGCCGUCGUUAUUGUGGUCAUUCUCACCUGCCUACCUUUGCUGGGAGCGCAGAUAGGAAAGAUUGGUGGUACCCUGAACUUGCUGAAAGAGAAAGCCAAGGAGAGGGAUACGGUGCGAAGGGAUCUUCAGCGCUGGCUCUUCAAGACCAACGCCCCGGAGAAGCUCACCCGGAAGCUGCUGGACUCCCUGACGGAUGUGCUGGAAUCCAAAGAUUCUCCGAUGGAUCUCAAGGAGCCCAUCGCCCUGAAGUUCCUUCCGAGCACUCUUCUGGAAGAGCUCCACAUCGUGAAGAUCGGCCAGAAGUUGGAGAAGCACCAGUUCUUCCAUCUGCUCAUGGAUGAGCGUGUGGGCAUCUCCGGCCGGCUGAGUGCAGCCUUCCGAACCGUGAACUGCGUGCAGGGCGAAGACAUCUUCCAUCAGGGAAAGCGGGCCGCAGGCCUCUUCAUCACCUUGGGGGGGCAGUUCCUCAUGCAUCUGCAGAAAUCGGAUGUGUCCUUGGGGCACCGCGCCAGCCACAACUCCCUGGAUGGAGGGCUCGGCAUCUUGCCGGACGAGUGGAUCGCCGAGCUUUGCCUGUACUCCAAUAUGACCCAUUCGGCUUUCUUGACGGCGAAAACCUAUUCGAAGGUGCUCUUGGCGCCGGCUGCUGAGUUUGUGAAGGCGAUCCAGGAGUCGCCUGGAUCGGUGGUCGCGGUGCAUGAGUAUGCGCUGAAGAUGCUCAGCUCCUACUCGCAGAAUCGAGAAGCUGUCUCGACAUGGGAGAUGCUGCGACCGGAGCUCACCGAAGAUAGCGUCCAACACACACAGUUGGCAGAUCUGCUGAAUCCGGGAAUGGGCCGCAUGAACGGCUUCAAGUCUUCAGAGGUGACGAGCUUCGCGAAUUUGGUGGAGGACCUCCUCCAGCCAGGUCUGGACAACACCGAAUUGGUCCAGCUCAUCAAAAGAAAGUUCCCGGAGCUGCGCGAUGAGAGCGGCAUCUACGCUCUUCUGCACUUAGAGGAUGAGAUCGAGAGGGCCGUGCUGUCCGUGCUCAGCGUCAUUUGGCUUCUGAAGGACGACUACAAGUCUAUGGUGGAUUGCCAGAAGCCACAGGCUCGCCUCUCCGAGAAGACCUUUGGAUCCAUCCAGGAUUUUCUGGGCGCCAAGCGCAUGACCAGCCAUCAGCUCACGGCGGCCUUCAUCAUCCUCGCCCUCCGCGGCCUCAGCAAGAGCGAGGACUUUGCCAAGCUCUGCCCGCCCUCGGAGCGCCGGACCCCCGAGCAGGUGCUGAGCUAUGCGAUCAGCAACUUGGAUGCCUACCUGCCCUCCAUGGCCUGCCUCCGCGGAGAAGCAUACGACUUCGUGGUCAGCACGGUUCGGAUGCUCGACCAGUUCAACUUUGCGCAGCUGCUUCAGGGCGAGAACAAUCCACAUUCGGUGUGGCAGCUUCAAUGCAGCCUUCAAGAAGAGGGAGUCGAAGUGUUCCAGAUCUAUUUGUUCGUCCAAGUCAGCAUCCUGUGUGGAGUCACCGGUGCCAUCACUCUUCGUGGUUCCAUGUUCCUCAGCGAGCUCAACGGGCGCUCUGUUCUCAAGGGCCUGGCUUGCUUGCAGCAUGUUUCAGAAGAGCAGCCGCAAGCCGUCUAUUGGCGGUACAUCGCGAGCCGUGCGGAGGCGCUGCAGCUGGUGGUGCAGAUUCCGAGCCACCUCGUGCUCGCCCGCCUCGCCUGUCUCACGCGAACGGUGGAACCGAAAGCCCUGCAGUCCUUGGCGGCGGACUGGGAUGGGUUGACGGAGCUGGAGCAGGACGCGCUCUACCAGGUCUUCUUGACAGACGGCCUCUAUCAGAAGGCAUUCAUCUUCCUCUACCUUCCUCUGUUUCUUACCAAUGCAGUGGCCAAUCAAGACCUGGGCCUUCGACGAGGAUUGCAGUUCCUUGUCGAGCUCUACACCAAGCUUGUGAAUCAUCGCUGCCUGAACCAAGAGGCCUUUACCGUCAAGGUCGACAUAUCCUCACUCGCAGCCCUUGCGAAAGAGAUAGAUGAUGUGCGAUUGUUGAGGAAAUGCCUCGAUUACGCUCGCAUCGUGAAGCACGCCCACGGAGUGACCGUGCUCCUUACUGCCGAGAGCUACCAGAUCCUCUCAGGCCAGCUUGUAGCAGAAGACCGCAGCGCCGAACUUCUGGAGCGUCUCUCCGCCCAACAGCGCAUGCUGGCAGAGGCCCUCAUGCCCGUUGCAAAGGAGCCUGCCCUGACCUUGCGAGAGAAGAGCCGCGUCGAAGAGGUGGUGACGGACUCGUUUUAA
Symbiodinium sp. CCMP2456 is the source of this 3393-nucleotide messenger RNA. Lineage: Eukaryota; Dinophyceae; Suessiales; Symbiodiniaceae. The record is from the annotation of a GenBank genome assembly.